UGUGCUUUUAGCCUCUGCGUUGCAGUAAACAUGCCCGGGUUCACAUGCUGUGUGCCUGGAUGCUACAACAACUCGCACCGGGACCGGGACCUGCGCUUCUACACAUUCCCCAAAGAAACCACGCUGAGAGAGCUGUGGCUGCGGAACAUCUCCCGAGCCGGGGUGAGCGGCUGCUUCAGCACCUUCCAGCCCACCACCGGACACCGGGUCUGCAGCGUGCACUUCGCCGGCGGGAGGAAGACCUACACCAUCCGCGUGCCGUCCCUCUUCCCUCUGCGCGGGGUAAACGAGCGCCGCAGUCGGCGGGGGAGAGGCAGGAAAGUGGCCGCGGCGGCGGCUCCUGCUCCCGCCGCCGCGGCCACCUCCGGGAUCGUGCUCACGGGCGUCCUGGACGGCGCGGCCGUGGGAGCCGAGGGAACCGCCGGCGGCGAGGCGAGCGACGACGGCAUCACCGUGGUUCAGAUCGGCCAGAACGGCGAGUACCUGGGCACGGCGCGGCUGCCCGCCCAGUCCGAGGGGACCUGCUUCCACCCCGCCGCCACCGAGGAGCUCACGGCCGACGAUCCAUCGGCGGAGACCGCGACCACCGUGCAGUACGUCAGCGUGACCAGCAGCCCGCUGGACCACUCGUACUCCCUGACCACCGGCACCACGUCGGCCGAGCUGCUGCGGAAGCUGAACGAGCAGCGGGACAUCAUCGCGCUGAUGGAGGUGAAGAUGAAGGAGAUGAAGGCGACCAUCCGCCAGCUGCGGGUGGCCGAGGCCAAGCUGCAGGAGGAGGUGCGGGAACGGGACCGGCUGCUGUACGGGAACUCUGCGGCGUUUGGCGUCCGGAAGAAGGUGUGAUGGGCGCACAGGGAGACCCGGACUGACGGGAGAGGACUUGCGAGGAGUGUGAAGGCAUCAGAUGCUGACAGAUGACCACGUAUUUUCAAAUAAGCAGAGCUGUGGGUUUUUUUUUUUGGCCUGUGGCAAAGAGAAGAUGAUCUGGCUAGUUUAUGUAUCGCAGGCAGUAAUGAUAACUACAUCAUUGGAAACUACUUAGGAACACGCACAGUCCAAUAUUGACAAAAAGCUAAAACAAGAUCACAUUUUAAUUAAUCAAUAAAGACCAAGAUCACACAGACUUACUCACUUCUAACUGGACUGAUGAAAUGAGGAAAAUGCUCAAAACUGCCUGGUUUGCGUAGUACGUUUUUGUCUUUUAGGUUUCUCUGAUAUUGUGUAUUUCCUUGCUUGUGAAUUUCAAUUAGAAGGCAAGAAGAUUGUCGCUCUAGAUUUGCAGAGGUAAAAGAAUGCCAAGAUGAAGCAUUGAAAGGAUUCUUUGAACCAAAACACUAUUCUUGGUGUCAAUGAAACGAUUUUAUCAAAGUUGCCUUUAAAGCUACCUGUUGUUUUCCAUAUAUUUGUGUUGCUAAUGUCAUUUAAUUAACAUACAAUAGAAUUAAAGGGACUCCUUUGAACUUGAAGGGUCUCUCAGAAUAUUUAAUCCCCUCAAAUGUUUUGACAUGUAUUACGUUUUUUUUGCCCGUCAUUUACCCUUUUGGUAUUUUUAUGGAAAAACAUAAGAGAAGUUCAAAGAAAAACGUUUUCUGACGAUACCUUCAUGCAACCUGAACGUGUCCUUAUGCCCCAGAGGUCGCGCUGUGAAAGAGAACCAGCAUGUUUCAGUGAUACUUGUUUCUGCAAUGACACAGACGUGCAGAAGCCGUAUUUCUCUGUCCUGUACAUGAAGGUUUUACACACAGGUUGUUACAUACAUUUCUCUUUUUUCAACUUGCUUUGACAGCAUUUUAUUCUGAAGUAAAUUUCAGUUUGAAAUUUGGCUGAUUCCCACCGAAGGAUUUCUGAUUUUAUCCAAUGGUUACAAAGUCAGGAGGCCGGAGUUUCUUUGUUUGCUUUCCGAGUUGAAGGUUUGUAGCUCAAAUCAAAUGGAUCACAGUCAUCUUCUCCAUCACUUUCCUCUGAGGAAAGAAGAGCAGAUUUAAAAUGUCCACUAAGUUGAGCUUUAGGAACAUUCACUGGGUUGUGGAAAAGAUAAUACAGUUUGCAUCAUAGCAAAUUCUGAAGAUUCUGAGUGUUAAUCUUAAAUUACUAUGAUUAUAAACCACUAUAGUUUCAAUUAGUCCACCAUUAAAAGUUUUUGUUGUGUUUCUUCACUAGAUUUUAGUACAAUACCAAUGACAAGUGGUAAAAAGGUGUUGCAGCACGAUGUUCUCCCUCUAGAUGGCGUCGGCAUAAAAGCCUGAAGAGCAGGAGGUUCAUCUCCCGUCUAUGCAGCCCGACUCAUCCCUCUGUCUGAUGGUCAUUUGCUGAAUUGUUACUCGUAUCAGAGCGGUUGAAUGUUGAUUGUCAUUGUAAAGCUGUCACUCAACGCAAACUUAAGAUGCAUGCGUCAUUCUGAAGACCUGCCGUGAUACGGUGUCACGUGAGAACGAGGGAGAGCCGGAUGAAUAGAUGGACAGAGAGCAUCGGAGAGAGCGAGAUCCUAAUCUCAUCUGGAUUUUUUUUUUUUUACUCCCAACAGUGUUGCAUAAAGCCUUAAUCCAGAGCUGUCUAUCAAAUUUACUCAACUGUCAUGGUCCUUUCCGAUGGCUGCCGCCAUUCACCGCAGCCUCCUUUACAUCCAACUAUAGUGAAGUGAAACAGUGUGUGAGAUGUGUAAUCCAGAAAUGUAGUGUGUGACAUCAGACACGCGUGUGCAGUGCGUCAGUGUCAGCAAACAGGUUGCCAUCGUAAGCAGAAAACCUCCCUCCCAACACUCAACAUUCUCUAAAAGGUUGUUGUAUCUGUGCUCAUUUAUACCAUGUACACUAAACAUAAAGCCUUCAGGUCAUACUUGGCCUGCCCCUUUUUUUUUUACAACGGAGUCAGAUAUUUAUCAUAUUCUAUUUAGUCUUAGUUCUGGUACAGCUGCUUGUGUUUAGGCAACAUCUAAAAUAUUGAUUUCUUUGUUUGUUGACUGAAUAAAUACUUAAAGUAAAGUGUU
Molecule: messenger RNA, 2989 nt
Organism: Gasterosteus aculeatus aculeatus (three-spined stickleback)
Lineage: Eukaryota; Metazoa; Chordata; Actinopteri; Perciformes; Gasterosteidae
Gene: thap11
Product: THAP domain containing 11
Biological process (GO): regulation of transcription by RNA polymerase II
Cellular component (GO): nucleoplasm
Molecular function (GO): RNA polymerase II cis-regulatory region sequence-specific DNA binding
Source: RefSeq, a predicted model, not a curated record